AUGGUGGUGAUCGCACCUACACCCGAUAUACAGCUCCAGCGUACGUCAUACGACGAUUUAAAUGCAGCUUUAGUGAUCACGCAACAACCACCUGAUACUUGGUACAAGGAUCAAUACGGUCGUAAGGCAACAUUUGAGCUCAAAGUAGAGCGCACAAUGAAAUUUUGCACGCAGUGCGUAAGACAGCGUCUUUUGACUGUUCAAUUGCUGUACGAAACUGGUAAAGUGGUAGAGAAGCAGGAAAUACUACACAUCAUGUCUGGACAAUGUCUUGAUACAAAAAAUCAGAGUACGCUAGCAAUGCGUAUUGCAGAGGUGUCAAAGAAUCACUUGAAUCGGCGAUUUCGAAUAAAACUUACAGCACCCACUUGCACCAAUAAUUGUAAGUUUGAAACAUCAGUUGUGUCUAGGCCAAUUCUUGUGCUAUCGAAAAAGAAAAAGCGUCCAGGAAAGCAUAAUAAAGAGACGGAUACGCUAUCAGCUAAUGCAAAAAAGAUCAAAAGAAUGCCAAAGCGAAGAAAGUCACAUGACUCGCUUGAUACUUUAGAAACGGCUACGAUUAUCGAUAAUGUAGAGGUAAAGCUAAAGCCUUCAUUACGCACAGCGAACGCAACAGCCCCAUUUACUCCCGAAACGCCGAAUUUGAGUUUGUGGGCCAAUGCAGCGUUUGAUUUGCUAUACAAAUUGCAGUGGCAGCGCGACGUCGCGAGCAAAAACGACAAUCGGAAUGCGAAGCUCAAGGAUUUGCUUGUCACGAGGUUGUCCAGAACGUACAAAUGCCCUUCGUGUCUUGAAACGUACGGACAAAUACCAAUGCAUCGCGAAGAUUGUGAUUUAAAGCUACUUCUGGAGCAAAAUGAGACUGAGACGACAACAAGUGACGUUGUUCCCAAAAACCUUUCAUCUUCUCACACACUUCUUUGGUCAUCCGACGCGCUUUUGAAUUGGCCAAUUCAGACGAAGACGUUACAUACACAGACAAAUGUUAAUAAAUGUAUCCUGCCACCGUAUCAAAAGGAGCACGAAGUGAUCGAUAUACAAGCACCUGUCCAUAAAGACAUUUUAGCAGCUUCAAAUGCGUCUUUUCACGUCCAUUCUUGGAAUGACUGUGCGUCGAUAUCCAAGCUAUUUCACAGCACUUCAUAUGGUGACAUAAAGCCAUUCAAGUCAGAAAGUACCCCCGCUGUUCAUCGGAGUGGGGUGUUGCCGCCUGUAAGCACACUUUCGUGUAAUUUUUCAAGUCUUUGCAGCGCGACAAAAAUGCAACAAACUGAUAUUGACAGCUCUCUACCAUCUCAACGACUCUCAGUAUUACUUGCAGUGUCGAAAGGCUUGUCUGUUCCUGCAGUCGAUCUUUUCCGAGAGAGUGAAGCGGCAUUGCGUAAUGACGGCAGUAUCGUCUGUUCAAUGAGUUCAAUGAAUUUGAGUGAAUUCUUUCGACCAAAUUUAGAGAAUCAAGCACUCAAUGGCAUGCAAUUCCCCUUGUCAGCUAUGCUAUCGCCUGGUGGGAUUGAGAAUUGCGAAAAAAAUGUUCAAAUGGUUUUGGUGCACGACUUCCAAGGCUGCGGAUUUCCAGCCUUGGACAUCGCUUUGAAUCUCGUGGGAUUCUAUCAGCUUUUGACUGAAACAUGUAUUAAACCAGCUGAUUUGAGCUUCACACCUCACAUAUUCUCACUGCCCGAAGAAAUGCUACAAGAAUUGGAAGGCACAAUCGCAGAAUGGACAAGUAAUUCAACACAUUGUAUCCAGCGAGAUGUAACCCAUAAUGAGGCAGAGGUAUCUUUAGCGAAGUUGAAAAGUGCAGUGCUUCAGAGGAUACGAAAGUAA
Messenger RNA from Plasmopara halstedii, 1827 nucleotides. RefSeq lists its product as uncharacterized. The transcript has 6 exons. The record is from RefSeq and is a predicted model, not a curated record. NCBI's taxonomy places the organism in Eukaryota, Oomycota, Peronosporomycetes, Peronosporales, Peronosporaceae. The coding region runs from base 1 to 1827 and encodes 608 amino acids.